AUGGGGGAAGGGUCCCAGCUGGGUCGAGCCAAGGGCCGAGAGUGUGGUUACCCAGGCGGGAGCCUGGUCCGGAACCGAGCAGGGGCCGAACCUUGGAAGCCCUUGCCCCACCCCCACCAGCCCGACCUCGAGGAGUGGGGUCAGCUCGGGAGUUCGAGCUCUGCGGGCGGCCUUUUCCCGCGUGCCCCCUCCCCACUCAUUCUUCCCGUGCCCCUUCCAAGAACUAGGGUGGGCUUCCCGCUGCCUUGCCGGAAUCCCAGACUCCGGGAGAAGCGGCGACCCGAGGCGGGGAAACUUCCUACUUCCCACCACGGCUGUUUUGUGCAAUUUGGGGAGCAGGCUGUCCGACCCUGCAAGCCAGCGAGCGUCUCUACCGCGGCAGCUGCAGGCCCGUCCCGCUUCCCUUCCCCCUCUUUUCGCGAGGCACGCCAAGCCCGAGGCGCCCGGGAGCGGCCGCGCUGUUGGGGGAGAAGAGCGGGGAGCUUCCAGCUUGCACCCUUUCAUUUAGACCCAGCCCGGGAUCCCAGCUCCGGUUGGUCCGUGCGGCUACGGCGCUUGCCAUUGGCCGGCCUCUCGGUCACGGGGUCAGGGGCGGGUCCCGAAGCGGGCGCCAGCCCCGCCCCCGCUCGGAACCCAGCCCCGGCUCGCGGUCCCCCCCAGCUGCACAGACAUGACACAGACACACAGUCACUGCAGCUGCUGAGCGAGUCCGGCGCUCUGGGCACGCGGAGGCGGCGGGGCCAGCCCGGAGCCCGGACCCCAGCGCCCGCCCCUGCCGGCCUCCGCGCGGCGGCCCCCUCCUGGCCGGGCGCGGGAGGCGGGGAUCGCGCGCCGGCUCCGGCCAGCGGUGCCGGGCUGCCCGCGGCGGCUGCAGCGGCCGCCCAGCUCCGAGCGCCGCGCGCUCCGGGAAGCCGGCGCAUCUCGGAGGCGGCGCCGGCCGAGGCCGGCGAGCGCUCCCGGCGGCGGGGCCGCCCGCCUUGGCUCCCCGCACCCACUGGGCCGCGAUCCGUUCGCCGCGCCUCCGCUCUUGUGACCUUCCCGGGGCGCCUCCCCUGGCCCCGUGCCCCCGGCCCCGCGCCCCAGGCCGGGGCGAGGCCCUCUCCGGUGCCUCCUUCCCGCGGAGCCGCGGGCGGGCGGCGCAGGCCCGGGGGGAGAGCGCGCCGCGGCCGGCUGCAGCCCCCCCCACUCCCCGCGCCGCUGCGCUCGGCGCCCGGCCCGGCCGGUCUGCUCCUGCCCCGCCGCCGCGCCGGAGCCCGGGCGCCCGAAGCUGGGGGCGCGGCCGCGCUUGCCUCGCCGGGCCGUUCGCGGGCAGGCCCUGCCCUGAAGGGGCGAAUCGGCUGGGAGCGCGGGAGGUGGAGUCGGCCCCGGCGGCCGCUCCCUGGACCCAGCCCGAGGCGGACCCAGGCCCCUGCCCAUGCGGGGCGCCUCCGGCUUGGAAGAGUCCCUCGUGCCAGGAGCAGCUCCAAGCAGCGGCCCCGGAGGAAGAAGAAGAAGGGACAGUGUUCAGCGUGGACAACCCGGACCCUCGCCGCGGCAUUUGGAGCCGGGGGCAGUCCCGAACUCUGCGCUUGGCACUGCCGCUCGGAGGAGGACAGCGCCUGCCGGGACCCUGACCCGGACGCCCUGAGCCUCGUAGGCGGCGGCGCCACCCGGUUCAUCCGCGUCUUCCUCUGCCUGGCGUCAGUCACCGCUAAGAAAGUAUUAUGAGGGAGGCCGAGGACUUCAUGCUCCGGACAGAGAA
Molecule: messenger RNA, 1741 nt
Organism: Sapajus apella (tufted capuchin)
Lineage: Eukaryota; Metazoa; Chordata; Mammalia; Primates; Cebidae
Product: collagen alpha-1(I) chain-like
Exons: 6
Coding region: 1-1707 (568 amino acids)
Source: RefSeq, a predicted model, not a curated record